Diaporthe citri is the source of this 624-nucleotide messenger RNA. RefSeq lists its product as uncharacterized. The coding region runs from base 1 to 624 and encodes 207 amino acids. Lineage: Eukaryota; Fungi; Ascomycota; Sordariomycetes; Diaporthales; Diaporthaceae. The record is from RefSeq and is a predicted model, not a curated record. The transcript has a single exon.
AUGGCCUAUACGUAUUCUGUCAUCAUCACGGGCGGAACCAAUGGCAUCGGCUACCACGCAGCCCUGAAGAUUGCCAAAGAUCAUCCUGAGUAUCUGGUCGUGAUCGCCUCGCGGUCCGACAAGAACAAUGCUGCUGACGCCAUCAACAAAGCCCUGGGUCAGUCUAACACCAUUUUUAUGACCCUGGAUCUGGGAAGCCCGGCCGACGUGCGGAGCUUCGCCAAGAACUGGAUCGCCGACAAGACGAAGCCCCAGAUCCAGGCGCUGGUGAUGAACGCGGCGCUGCAGUUCCCCAAGACCCUCCACCUGACGGACGAGGGCGUGGAGAAGACGUUCGCCAUCUCGCACGUCGGCCACGCCAUUCUGUUCCAUCUCCUGUGUCCCUAUCUCGCCACGGGAGCCCGCGUCGUCCUCACUUCGAGCGGCACGCACGAUCCCGCGCAAAAUUCUGGCCUGCCCGACGUCGAGGGAGUCACGGGCAAGUACUUUGAGGGGUUGAGAGAGAUCAAGUCGAGCAUUGACAGCUACGUAGAGCGCAAGCAGGAGGAUCUGUGGGAGUGGACCGUCAACUACGUAGCUGAGGGCGACGCGCGCGAGGUCGGGCGGUUUCAGUCUUUCAAGUGA